AUGUCCUUCGGGAGUGGCAUUCAGCAGGGGCGCAUUACCCUCACGGUGCAUCGCGCGGAGUCCCUCGUCGCCCUCAACAAUGAUGGCAGCUCGAAUCCCUACGUGACGGCCACGAUUGGCAAGCAGUCACAGGCAACUGCUGUUGUCCGCGGCACAACGAACCCGUCCUUUGACUCCAUCCUCACCUUCACCGCUUGCCCCUUGCCGACCAUUCUGACGCUGCGGGUUCUCAACAAGGCAAUGUACGGAGAGACGGAGGAGCUGCUCGGCAGCGCCACGCUGACGCUCUUCUCAGCGUUGCCCAUGACACGCCGCACGCUGCCGCUCGGGCAUGGCGGUAAUGUGGCGCUCUCGCAAAAGGCUCGUGAUGGAUGCGGCUCACUGGACAUAUCUUACGAGGUUGCCAUCAUGACGCCAGGCGAGUUGGCGGCGCAGACUCAACAGCAUGUGGCCAAUGAUGACCUUCCAGCGUUUUUGCGCGAAGAUAAUGGAGCUGGGAAGCUCACCUCGGCGUACGCUGCAGUAGGAAAAGAGGAAUUCACGUCCGCGCCCGUGCUUUCGACGCAACCCGUGUUUCCAACUUCCUCCAAUGGGCCUCUUGAAGUUCCACAGGUGUCACAGCCACAACGCCCCGUGCAACCUGUACCCACCCAACCGCCGCAGCCUCCUUCGAUGCCCGCCGCAACACAACCGCUACCGCCACCGCUGCAGCAGCCAGGCGUCGUUAAUCCGGUGAAUGAGAUACUUGGGGUGGUUGCGACCCAACCUCCAUCGCAUAAUUCCAGUGAACUUGUGACGCCGCAUAACCCCGUUGUGAUUGCCUCACUACCGCCGUCGAAUAUGGUACCACUGCAGCAGUUGCCCACCACCCCGUCCUUUUCAGUCGCAAGAAGUAUGGAGUUGCCAAAGGCGCCCGCUUUUUCCAGCGCUCAAUACCCAAUCGCUGCUACUACUCCGCAUAUUUCCUCUGGGCCGUCACUGCAUGUUAUGCAGCCAGUUGUGCACACAGCCUCGUCGCUAGAUGAUCCUGGAAAUGCACAGCAGGUGGGGACUGCAAGCGGCGUCGUGGAGGGGGGAGAUACUUCCCUGCAGGUGCCACCUCCUCCGUCACAGCUAGCCGUCCGAUUCACGCCAGUUGCAACGUCCCCUUCAGUGAAUGGCAGUCUAACACCCAAUUCAACUUUUGCCUCGUCCUCUACCACCACUACUAGUUGCCCCCGACCCCAACAGCAGCCUUCUGCGCAGAUUCAGCAGCAAGAGCUUUUGAAUUCUUUACCUCUCGCGGUAACAGCUGGAGUAACACCACCGCCACCGGCACCGGCACCAUUAACGUCACCGUUGAACUACGUUGCAGGAGCGGGAGUUGCGCCCGCAGCUGCUCCUACUAACACGACUGCUGCGGAAAGGAAUAAUGACAAACCCAAAAAAAAAGUGACUGUCAUGACGUAUGCGAGGGAGGAGUGUACAGGGAGUACUGCGGCGGCGGCAGCAACUACGGCGACGACUACCAAUACUCCAGCUGCGAAAAGGGCAGCAGUGAAGGCAGCACCCCUGGCUAAUCGUGGAGUUCAUCACACGGCGGUAAUUCCUGUGCGGGAGACCCGUCGCUCUGUAUCUUUAAAUGGCCCUCGUUCCUCCUCCCGCGGACGUGCGCAAACCCAGGCGGCGACGCCUGGCAUUGCUCACACCUCCCCCGGGUUGUACCAAUGGCCUGAAGAGCUUCUCGCGGCUGCUGCGGAGGGGAACACUGCCUUGUUUCAAAAGCUUCGGGAUGAUGAUCCGCUACUGUCGCGUGGCUUUGAAAAUGUGCGGGACUAUUCAGGUCGCACCAUCUUACAUAUUGCCGCGUGGUACGGUCACACGGAUAUCCUAAAGGCACUCCUGCAGGCAUCACCGUCGGUGCCAAUGAUAGAGCUACGGGCCCUGCGAUCUCACAACGGCAACACCAUUUUGCACAGCGCGGCGCAGGGCGGUCGGGCGGAUGUUGUUCAGUGGCUGCGCUUUGGGCACCCGGCGACCGGGUUGUUGAUGGGGCUGCGCAACGUGCACGGCUUUACCGCCACCGACUGCGCUCGGGAGGCUGGCUUUACAGAUGUUGCGGUGAUGCUUGACGAAUCGUAG
This is a messenger RNA of Trypanosoma rangeli, 2121 nucleotides long. RefSeq lists its product as uncharacterized. The record is from RefSeq and is a predicted model, not a curated record. Gene Ontology annotation, molecular function: protein binding. Bases 1 to 2121 code for a protein of 706 amino acids. NCBI's taxonomy places the organism in Eukaryota, Euglenozoa, Kinetoplastea, Trypanosomatida, Trypanosomatidae. The transcript has a single exon.